AUGACUCUUUUUGACAAAGUCGACGAGAAUAUCAAACUUGAUGAACUAAAAUCGCAGAAUAUUGAAAACAAAUUUAGUAAUAACUUAUUAGCCAACGCAACUGCCAAUAAUAAUGACAAGUUCCAUGAAACAAAAUCAGAGACAAUUGAAUACACAUUGAAUGUAGCUACUGUUGGUGAUAUAUCGAGCACGAAAACAGUUGACGACCCUGAUGAUAAGAAACUGCUACGUAAACUUGAUCUUCGUCUUAUUCCUGGUAUAACAUUGCUCUACUUGCUCAACUAUCUUGAUCGAGUCAAUAUUGGUCAAGCCAAAUUAAAUGGUAUUACGACCUCAUUGAAUCUUCCAAGUGCUCAAUAUAAUGCUUGUUUAAGUGUAGUCUAUGUUACAUAUGUUGCCUUUGAAGUUCCUUCAAAUCUGAUUCUUAAAAAACUUCGACCCAGUCGAUGGAUACCACUUAUUAUGGUCACAUGGGGAAUUGUGACGACUCUUACGGGUCUUGUUAAUUCCUAUGGUAGUCUUCUCGCUUGUCGACUUCUAUUGGGUGCUCCCGAAGCGGGAUUAUUUCCAGGUGCCACCUAUUAUCUGUCGAGCUGGUAUAAAAGGCGUGAACUUUCAUGGCGUGUCAGUAUUCUUUUCUCUGCGGCUACACUAGCUGGCACCUUUGGCGGUAUACUCGCCUAUGGAAUCAAUAAUAUGAAUGGUUUGGGUGGUCAAGAAGGUUGGCGUUGGAUAUUUUAUAUAGAAGGCAUAGUCACAGUUGUCGUUGGAGUAUUUGCCUUUUUUUUUAUUAGUGACUUUCCAUCGGAUCGGCCUAAAUUUCUCACUGAAUCCGAGUGUAAUCGUGUGCUUGUUCGCUUGAGAACGGACGCUGGGCCCGGUGGUGCUGAGCAUUUCAGUUGGAAACAAGUUGCGUCGGCAUUCGUAAGUUGGAAAUUCUACAAAGCUCAACUUCUUACUGCUCCACCAUACGCUUUUGCUUUUAUUACAACGGUGACAACAGCUUAUUUUUCUGAUAAAUAUGUUCAACGUGGUAUCUUUAUUCUAUUCUGGUUACUAAUAACUAUGAUUGGUUAUCUAAUUCUUAUUGUCGUAAACAGUUUGGGUGCAAAAUAUUUUGCCGUCUUUCUAGCAGCUGGUGGCAUUCCACCGUGUGUAGCUACAUGUAUUGCCUUUCUUUCAGGUAAUACUAGUCCUCAAACAAAACGCGCUACGUCAUUGGCAUUCAUGAUAUCUGUGGGUAAUUGUGGAGGAAUUAUAAGUCGUCAAAUCUAUCGAUCUGAAGAUGCACCUCGUUUUAUUUUGGGCCAUGCUAUCAAUCUUGGCUUUUGUACACUAGCUAUCAUUUGCACUAGUAUUCUUAUGAUCGGUCUUCGACUAGAGAAUCGCCGACGUGAUCGCUUGUAUGGUCCUAGUACGAAUGUUGUAAUAACACAUACAAAUACUACAGUAGACAUGUUUGGAUUGGGUAGUGCAGAAGAUAGACGACGAUGGGGCUAUGAGAACAUGUCAGAACAAGAAAUUCGUGAUUUAGGUGAUAAACAUGCCACUUGGCGUUAUAUUUUAUAA
Molecule: messenger RNA, 1569 nt
Organism: Rotaria sordida
Lineage: Eukaryota; Metazoa; Rotifera; Eurotatoria; Philodinida; Philodinidae
Source: the annotation of a GenBank genome assembly